Messenger RNA from Zychaea mexicana, 543 nucleotides. RefSeq lists its product as uncharacterized. The transcript has 2 exons. NCBI's taxonomy places the organism in Eukaryota, Fungi, Mucoromycota, Mucoromycetes, Mucorales, Lichtheimiaceae. The record is from RefSeq and is a predicted model, not a curated record. Bases 1 to 543 code for a protein of 180 amino acids.
AUGGAAGACUUGGCAUGUUACCAGAACACUUAUUUCAUGGAUGGCGGUAAUCGCUUCAUAUCACUCCCUACACUGGGCAAUACCAACACUAAAGCAGCAGCACAGGUUUCAAGGUUCUUUGAAGAGUGGCUCGAGCACAAAGUCUACAACAAACAACCAGACGACCCGCUACCCAUUCUGGAAGAUGGCAUCGAUUACAUCGCACACGACAUCUUGGCACAGCUGAAAAACAAUAACCGGUUACUGGGCCUCGCCAAAGUCUUUGUUAAGAUCCGUACUGGUCACGUCUAUACCUACCAUCAACUCGAGGAUGGUCAGCCACUGAUCACACAAGAUAUGGAAGAGUUUUUUCAGCAGUUUCCACUAUUUGUCGAAGUAAUCAUCCGCACCUCGUCCUCGCCAUCAACUUCUUUAUCUAAAAACGACGACGAUGAAAUCAGCAAUAGCGAUACUAGUAGUUAUAGUAAUACCGUUCUACUCGAAGUCGAAAACGUUACCGUGAACCCGGGCAAUCCAUACAGGAUUAUGGAACAUAUUUCUUAA